AUGGCCAAUCAUCCCAACGUACGUCACGAUGAACAACCACCAAACCCUUUAAUUAUACCUAGCCCACACGACAAUAGUGAACACCCCUUCCAGUCACCCACCACCACCACUGCCUCUCCGUCCGGACGACACCCUAGCUACCGGGGAAUCAGAUUGAGGAGCGGAAAAUGGGUGUCAGAAAUUCGAGAACCGCGUAAAACUACGCGUAUAUGGCUCGGGACGUACCCCACCCCAGAAAUGGCUGCCGCAGCCUAUGAUGUGGCUUCUUUGGCAUUGAAAGGGCCCGACACCGCCGUGAACUUUCCGAAUUUAGUUUCCACAUAUCCACUGCCUGCUUCUCAAUCCCCUGCCGAUAUUCAGGCUGCAGCUGCUAGUGCUGCAGCAGCUAUGGCACCACCGCAGCAAGAGGGUGGGGACCAGGCGGCGCUGCCACAAAACCAGUCUGAAAAUCAAGUUUUACAAGAAUUUGUCGACGAGGAGGAACUUUUGAACAUGCCGAAUUUGCUGGUGGACAUGGCAGAGGGCAUGCUUGUGAGCCCACCUAGGAUGAAAUCAACCGGAGACGAUGAUUCGCCGGAAAAUUCAGAAAACGAUAACCUUUGGAGUUAUCGUUGA
Messenger RNA from Fraxinus pennsylvanica, 615 nucleotides. The record is from the annotation of a GenBank genome assembly. Lineage: Eukaryota; Viridiplantae; Streptophyta; Magnoliopsida; Lamiales; Oleaceae.